This is a messenger RNA of Mollisia scopiformis, 662 nucleotides long. RefSeq lists its product as uncharacterized. Bases 37 to 375 code for a protein of 112 amino acids. The record is from RefSeq and is a predicted model, not a curated record. Lineage: Eukaryota; Fungi; Ascomycota; Leotiomycetes; Helotiales; Mollisiaceae. The transcript has a single exon.
GCAGCGAUACCAUGCCGUGGCUCACCAGCUGCACAGAUGCCCAUUGUGACCUCCAUCCUGAUGCAUAAAUGGGAUUUCUUCAUGCGCUUUCCCUGGAAGGUGUCCCUCUUCGUCGUCUGGCUCGCUUCAAUCGCAUCCUUCUUGACGCUCUUGGCGCUGCGGCUUCUGAAGAUCAGAAGUCUCUCGUCACGAAUGUUCGACUGUACACCAAUGAACAGCGUCAGACGAUUGGAGAAAUUCGGAGCCGCAGGAAUAUUGCAGGAACAAAACUCAAGUUGCUGCUCAAGUGAAGACAGCGCUUUCAUUUUCGAUUCUCCAUCCAAAGAGCAUCGAUCCGAUGACUGGAUUGCAGAAGCGUUGCGCGCUUGCUUGUAGACGGACCUUGCUAAGACAACGUCACUUGUUGAUAUGGUUUUGGAGAGUGCACAAAUUCACUGAGUCUUGUCGAGACAGGAGUCUGCGCUCUUCAAUGAGCUCUCUCGGUGUCAAGUUUGUCCUGUGUCCUGUGUUAAGGUUUCAAGGGGCUGAAAUAUUCGAACGUUACCACUCGGAAAGCACAGAUAGGAUGAGAGCUUAAGUUGAGUUUAUGUUGUUCUAGAGCUCGUGGGGUAGUAUUAAUAUGCAAAGUACAACCUUCGAGCUCGAGGCAGAAGUGAGUUUAC